Aegilops tauschii subsp. strangulata is the source of this 1018-nucleotide messenger RNA. Its product is annotated as vacuolar iron transporter 1. The record is from RefSeq and is a predicted model, not a curated record. Gene Ontology annotation, biological process: intracellular manganese ion homeostasis. Gene Ontology annotation, molecular function: manganese ion transmembrane transporter activity. Lineage: Eukaryota; Viridiplantae; Streptophyta; Magnoliopsida; Poales; Poaceae.
GGACGAGACGGGGAGUCCAACGCACCAUACCUCCAGCCCCCGUUCCCUUCCACCUGUCUGCCUCUCUCGCUUGUCGGCUCAAUUCUGUCUGUUGCCCUCGCGAGCGGGGGCGGCGGCGGCGAUGGACGGCCACGGCCACGGCGACGGCCGGCAGCCCAUGCUGGAGAAGGGCCCGCCGAGCCACCGGGAGCGGCACUUCACGGCCGGGGAGGUGGUGCGCGACGUCAUCAUGGGCGUGUCCGACGGCCUCACCGUGCCCUUCGCCCUCGCCGCGGGCCUCUCCGGCGCCAGCGCGCCGUCAUCGCUCGUCCUCACCGCCGGCCUCGCCGAGGUCGCCGCCGGGGCGAUCUCCAUGGGCCUCGGAGGGUACCUGGCUGCCCAGAGCGAGGCAGAUCACUACAAGCGGGAGAUGAAGAGGGAGCAGGACGAGAUCAUUGCCGUCCCAGACACCGAGGCUGCUGAGAUUGGGGAUAUCAUGGCAGAGUACGGGCUCGAACCGCAUGAGUAUGGCCCCGUUGUGGAGGGCCUCCGGAGGAACCCGCAGGCUUGGCUCGAGUUCAUGAUGAGGUUUGAGCUCGGAUUGGAGAAGCCGGAUCCUAGAAGAGCCUUGCAGAGUGCUUUAACAAUAGCGCUAUCUUAUAUCAUCGGCGGAUUGGUCCCUCUCCUGCCCUACAUGUUCAUCUCCACGGUCCAGGACGCCAUGCUCACAUCAGUUGGAGUAACGCUGCUCGCGCUCCUUUUCUUUGGCUACAUCAAGGGUCGGUUUACUGGGAACCGCCCGUUCCUUAGCGCUGUCCAGACUACUAUUAUCGGUGCUGUUGCUUCUGCUGCGGCAUACGGGAUGGCGAAGGCUGUGCAAGCUAGAUAAUCUUAUGGGGUGCACUUGUAUCCAAACUUUUCACUAGCCUGCAAUGAAUUCAGAACAGAUGUGAAUUUGCUUCUUUGAACAAAGCAUUAUACAGUAUUACAUUGCAAUCAGUUGCAGAUGAAGCUAGUCUGUUCCUCCUUUAUCUAAAAA